AUGUCUGCAAAUGAUACGGGGAUUGUUCUUUCUUCUGGAUUCAACACCUGUGUUGCCCUACCACUUGCUUUGCAGCUAAACCUAGAUGAUACAAAUCUGAUCUUUCUAACUAACAUCAUUACGUGUAUUCUAAACUCAUUUUUCUCCAUAACUGCUAUCAUUGGUAACAUUUUAGUAUUGAUAUCAAUACUAUCUUUGCCUUCGUUGAGGAGUCAGCCUUGCAACGUAGUACUAUGCUCCCUAGCAAUGGCGGACUUUCUUGUUGGUACUCUAGUUCAACCUUCGUAUGUCGUCUAUAAAAUUGCAGAAUUAACUAAAAAAUGGGAUGUAAUGUGUUUUGGAAAGCUUGUCCAUGUUUSUGUAGGAUAUGCAACGACUGGAGCAUCGUUAUUAAGCCUCAUGGCUAUAGCAUUGGAAAGGGUUCUCGCGAUCAACCUUCAUCUACGAUACAGAGAAAUAAUAACAUCAAAAAGAGUGAGCACCGUUCUACUCUCAUUUUGGAUUCUUUCUAUUUUGGUUUCUUCCUUAAGCUUUAAAGUUCGAAAAGCCUUUGAUGUCAUCGUUGCAAUAGUUGAGUUGGUGAUUAUUAUCAUCACUUCUUUCGCCUACCAUAACGUCUACAAAACCGUCCAACGCCAUCGAAAAGCUAUAAAAAGCCACAAUGCUUCGCGACAGCUCGAUGUUGAGAAAUACGAAAAGUCUACCAUAACGUUUUUUUUGGUUUUUAUGUUUUCGCUAUUUUGUUAUUUGCCCUUUGUGGUAUUUCUUGUCUUUGAUGCUGUAUACGGUUUCAAACCGAUGGUUAAAGCGUUAGCAAAUUAUGCAACUACUUUGAUUUGCAUUACGAGUUCUUGUAAUCCUUUGAUCUAUUGUCUGAGGAUGCAAGAGGUUCGAAAGGCGAUUUUACGUCUGAUUUUCCGCAGGAGUACGGCCAGUGUUCAAAAUGUGUCGUGCAAUCUGCAGGUCGAUAAUAUGGCCAUGACGUAA
Molecule: messenger RNA, 987 nt
Organism: Actinia tenebrosa (Australian red waratah sea anemone)
Lineage: Eukaryota; Metazoa; Cnidaria; Anthozoa; Actiniaria; Actiniidae
Product: histamine H2 receptor-like
Biological process (GO): G protein-coupled receptor signaling pathway
Cellular component (GO): membrane
Molecular function (GO): G protein-coupled receptor activity
Source: RefSeq, a predicted model, not a curated record